Molecule: messenger RNA, 4733 nt
Organism: Ochotona curzoniae (black-lipped pika)
Lineage: Eukaryota; Metazoa; Chordata; Mammalia; Lagomorpha; Ochotonidae
Gene: SLC25A51
Product: solute carrier family 25 member 51
Exons: 4
Coding region: 777-1685 (302 amino acids)
Source: RefSeq, a predicted model, not a curated record
AGAAAAGCCUCCUCCGGGCUCUGGGUGUUCAGCCCGGUGUGUUGAGGAGCCUUCCCCGGAGCGGGUCUGCACCUGCAUCGGACGUCUUGGGGACCCCAAUCCCGUCCCGGGCCAAAACCCAAUAGACGAGCCAGCCCUGGGCACGGUGCCAUGGUCCGCGCACGCGCCCUGACACGGCUCCAGAAGGCGCCGGCUGUUUCUGGCCCGGUGAGGCCACCGUACGGCGACCGGGAUUCCGUGCCCCAGUUGGCGGGAUCCCGCAGCCUGACGGGGUGACCCUCUGCCCGGCCCGGUGGACAGCGACCAGGAGGAAGCCCGCAACCGCGACCGGCCGCCUGCGGACGCCGGGAGGCCCGGGGCGGGCGCAGGGCUCCUGUCACGUGACCGGCGGCGGCGGCUCGGCCGAGGUGUGCGCCUGCGCGGGGGCUGCCGGCGCUCCGGGCCGCUCGCUGGGCGUCCUGCGCGGCUCCGGGCCUGGGCGCCCGCGGAGAUGGGAAAUCAAGUUAUUGCAGCCGACUGCCAAAGACAGAGUCCAGCCAAUGCAGGAACCAUGGCAGAGGUCAGGAAAGCCGACAGAAGUCUCUGUGGCUUCCAAGCAGCAGGCGCAGGUGAGGUGACAGGAACUGACCUUGCGUGGCUCAGCUGUGUCAUGGUGCUUGGUCUCCGCAAAACCACUGGGACCUGGAUUGUGAACCCUCGGAUGACAAGAACUUCCUGUUGUUCAAAGCGGAAGCCAGCAUCCUGCCUAAUGAUUAAAAAAAAGUCCUUCAUGAGAAAUGACCUGGAGCAACAUGAUGGAUUCCGAAGCUCAUGAGAAGAGGCCGCCCAUCCUGGCAUCCCCGAAGCAGGACCUGGCGCCCCACAUCGCCAACGUGGGUGACAUGAGGCACUACCUGUGUGGCUGCUGCGCGGCCUUCAACAACGUGGCCAUUACCUUCCCCAUCCAGAAGGUUCUCUUCCGGCAGCAGCUGUACGGCAUCAGGACACGCGAUGCUGUGCUGCAGCUGCGCAGGGACGGGCUGCGGAACCUGUACCGCGGCAUCCUGCCGCCACUGCUGCAGAAGACCACCACACUGGCGCUCAUGUUCGGCCUCUACGAGGACCUGUCCUGCCUGCUAGGCAAGCACGUGAAUGCGCCCACGUUCGCAACCCGUGGCGUGGCAGCCGUGCUGGCAGGCACGACAGAGGCCAUCUUCACGCCACUGGAGAGAGUACAGACGCUGCUGCAAGACCACCGACACCACGACAAGUUUACCAACACUUACCAGGCCUUCCGGGCACUGCGGCCCCAUGGCGUCGGUGAGUACUACCGGGGCCUUGUGCCCAUCCUCUUCCGGAAUGGAUUCAGCAAUGUCCUUUUUUUUGGCCUGCGGGGUCCCAUCAAGGAGUACUUGCCCACUGCCACAAGUCACAGUGCCCAUCUAGUCAACGACUUCAUCUGUGGGGGCCUGCUGGGGGCCAUGCUAGGCUUCUUGUUCUUCCCAAUUAAUGUCGUGAAAACUCGCAUCCAGUCCCAGAUCGGAGGGGACUUCCAGUCUUUCCCCAAGGUGUUCAAAACCAUCUGGCUGGAACGGGACCGGAAGCUGAUAAACCUCUUCAGAGGCGCCCAUCUGAACUACCACCGCUCCCUCAUCUCAUGGGGCAUCAUCAACGCAACGUACGAGUUCCUGCUAAAGGUCAUAUGAGAGGGGCUUUCCCACCAGGGACGUGCCAUCAUCAGCCGCGUAGACCCAGCAAGAAGGCCACCAGGCCACAGUGGGUUGUGGAUGAAACUGUUUUCCUUCAGCAUCAGUAGAAAGAGAACUCAACGUUCCAAUAGGAAGCUAGAAGGAGCUGGUUUUGUCUGUCCUCUGCGGGAGCGUUUCGCUGCCGGCCUGGCGACCACUGUACAUCCGGAUGCAGUCCCUGAGCCUUUGGAAUUCAGCCUCCAUGGCCAGGACUGGCCCAGGGCUCUCGGGGUCCCAGGACUUCUUUCAUUUCUCAAGUCCCUGUCCUCAGGGGCAGAGGAAAAGGGUUGUUGAUCUUUGUGAACCCAACACACACACUUGGUGUGGGACAGAGGGGCAGGCCAGAGAUGGGACCAGCUCUGGGGUACAAACUGUCACAACGAAGUGUGUAUUCAGUUUUGAAACCGCACCAAGUUAGCGUCACCGUCAUGUCACGCACCUGUUUCUGUGUGGAGAGGGUGGAGUCAAGCAGCUAGUAGGAAUCGCUGUUCGUUUUUCAGCUUCGUAGGUUUUCUGUUUAGUUUGGAACAUGACCUGAGCCCUUCCAAAGCCUUGUGGUUUGGUUUUUCUUUUCUUUCUUUUUUUUUUUUUUUCACUGCCAAAAGGUAGAAAGACCCGACUGUUUAACAGGUGCUUCAUCCUGUUGAGAAAGUGUGGAUUGCUGAUACUUGCAAUUCUGUUUUGCUUGGUUUCUCAGAAUUCUUGGUGCCAACUUAGGAAGCAGCUUUCUUUUCCCUUCGAGUAGAAAUUGGUCUCAUCCGAGCUCCUCUUCUCUCAAAACUAGAUUUUUGAGAAAUAAACAAGCACUUCCAUGCAGCUUUAUUUUGGAAGUCCGUUCAUGUCCCAGAGUUUUGUUUUGUUUUUUGUUUUUUGUUUUUUUCUUGUUUUUUCUCCCAGUUUCUCCCCACUGCAGGGGAAGUGGGCACUCGGGGUCUGGCCUGCAUCCUGCCAUGUAGGCUGUCCUCUCUUUUACUCUCAGACCUAGAGACUAGGAUGGCAGCAUUUUGACCCACCAUGUCAUCACAGCAGAUCUGAGAACUGGCCAUCUAUAGAGAUAUUUCCAGCUAGUUUUGAAUUCUAAAGGUCAGAUCCUCACCCUCACUUAAAUGCUCGUAUCUGUCAAAGAAAUUGGACACUUUUAUGUGUUUUCCAACAUGAAACAGCAACUCACACCCAUAGAAUCAGUAAGGAAAUUAAGAAAACACACUGGGAAAGUGGUCCCUGAGUCUCAGGACCCCACCCCCUCUGCGGAUGUCACCCAGCAAGGCGGCAUCCCCGAGUUUGCUGUUACUGUCUCCUUUCUGGGCAGCCACCUCAAGGGCAUGCACCUCCGACCCCAGUAAAGCCUGCUUCUCCACUGCUUGUCCCUGCCAAGCUUUCAAGGAAAGCCAGCAGCCCCCUUCAAGCCGGGAGAAGUGACAACUCUGCAGCGCAGUCCAGUGGCCUCACGGCACCUGUUAGAGCAGUACUGGAGACAGCGUGGGCUGUGCAGAGAGCAAGACAUGGCACGCCAGAGUUUCGUAACAGGACAUCAGGAGCUCCUUCUGGCCUGCUGGCUAGUCGGGGAGCAGACAUCCACAGGGGAAGAAGGGACUGACCAGUCCUUCAUGGGACUCACACUCGGGCCACGGCUAGGUGCUCAGCAAGGCCAGGGCAGUUAGCCCGUGCUGCAGCCCAGGCCCAAGAACACACUCCCUCCCGGGCGGCCUUGGUCUACACACUCCAGGCAGGCAGUAGGAUUGCACUUUUUAAAAAAUACAGUCUUCACCUUUUAAGGACUCUAAGAGAAAUGCAGAAAUGUUUUGGUUUUUGCUGUCUCUGAUACAUGGCAUUGAAAAACAUUUUUAAUGGUUUUAAUUCAGUUUUUUUUUUUUAACUUGUCCCUUUUUACAGCUUUUGAAGACCAAACUGCAAAUACAUUACCGGGGCUGGUUUUGUGUUGUCCUGUAGAGUUAUAAAAUUUGACAAAAAAGAUUGAAUAGAACUUGUGGCCAAUAACUUUGACCUUUUCCAUCCAAACGUGUUCUUCAUAAGGGAUUCUCGCUACCUUUUUUACCUUCUGUGUAAAGGUGAACCUGAUUGAACAUGUUGGGAAAGCUUUCAACAGGGCCUUGUGACAGGCAUGUGUCACAGGUGGCUGCCAAGCACACGCACCUGCCACCCUGCCCCCUCAGGACCUGACGCCCCUAGUAGUGGGGCUUCUGUAUUUAGCACGCAGAGCGUGGCCUGAGCUGCCUCAGGGCAGCUUCACAAACACAGCCGUUGUGUGGUGGUGUGCGUGUGUGUGUGUGUGUGUGUGUGUGUGUGUGAGUGAUUGGUUUCGUUCAUGGUGGGGAUAAUGCUGGCAUUUUUGCUGAAGUAGGCAAUGCCCACCUUAAUUCCUGUUUGCUGUUCUAAUCGCUCGCUGUUAUGAACUGUGCAAUAAGACAGGAUGGGGUGAGAGCGGUACAAUACCGCAGUGCCCGGGCUGUUGUGCGGCAUGAGGAGGUGAGAGUGUGGAAGAAUGGGGAGCAAGAUGGGCUGUGAAGUGAGGGUGGGGGCCCACGGCCGGCUGCACUCAGCAUUGUUCCUGCAUCUGCUCCGUGGGGACAAAGUACUGGAGCCCGGGGUGUGUGCGGGGUCUCCACGAAGGCUUCAUGGAAGUGAUACCGGGGAUAAAGGGUUAAGAACUCAGACUUGAUUUCUUUCUAGUUCAGAUAUUCCUCUCUCCCUCUGCGUAAGCGAGUACACAUGGAAGACUUGAACAGGCAUUACUUGGAGUUGAGGACUCUCCCUUUUUAACCCUUUUUGCUUAAUAAGGAAUGCUCAAUAGCCUCCACACGGAUGUGUGUGUGCAGGGGGGCCGUCUGUGCACGUCCCCUCACUAAAAAUGACUAAGUGCACAAGACUGUUUUGGUGUGACAUUUUGAAUUCUGUGAUUAAAAUGACUGUUCAAUGUUUCAAAGCUAACGGCCUUUUUUGGAGGGGUGGGGAGGGGGAAUUGGAAUAAAGUUUGUUUUGUAAGUC